AUGGAUCAUCAAAGUAAUCCUACCGCUACUCGACAAGUAGGCGCUACCAAGCGACAUUGCGGCCCAACAGAGCUUAAGGCAAGCAGAAAACCCCCAGCCGACACGUCGAGCGAUGGGGAGAAUGUACCACUAUCAGAGCCGCCGAUUCGCCAAGUGCCCGUCAAUGUCACCCGAAGGACAGGACCAGCAGUCACAGUACUACCACCACCGAGCAAUAGGCAGCAGAACAGCGGCAGACCCGAACGUCGAGUCACACGCAGAGAUCAGAAGCGUCGAGUUGAUGGUGGAGAGGAUAGCGACAACGACUCAGACCGAGACGAAUCAAAGCGGACUCAUGAAGCAGACAGCGGUUCUGGCAUUCCUAAGAAGAGCUCGCACGAAGAACAGGACGACGCUGAAUCAUUGAUCGCGGCGACCCUCGCGAGAGAGCGCCUCGAAAGAGAGGAGCUUGAGAGAAUGAAUCACGCACAUGCCCUUCGGAACCAAAAACACGCAAUCCGGAUACGAGAUGAAGCCUUUUCUGACAUAAUCGAGCAUCGCCAGUAUUGCAGACAAGAAGCUGCCGAAAUCAAGUCACGGCUCAUUCAGUUUCGCGAACAGUACUAUGACUGUCCACAACUUCGCAGAGCUGUGUAUCGUCAGCAAGAACUUCUUGAUGUCUGCCUUCAACAAGGCCUUGAAAGCGCACGCCUAUCGCGUAGCAGAAAGUUGUCAAACAUAUCGGCUCUCCCGCACAGACUUUUUCUAGAAGCUCUUGUUGUCGAUGUUCUUGAAGAAAAUAUUGCAGAACAAUAUGACCAAUUCGAAUCUAUCAGAGAUCUUCCUCAUGAUGUGCUUUCGAGUGCGCUUACCAGUCUUUGGCAAGAGCGGGUCGUUCCCAUCAUCUACUGCGAGCUUGCCGAUGCAACAGAUCAGUUUAUAACGGUUGGCGACAACAACAUCUUGAAUCCAACCUGCCAGGAAAAUGUCAGAAAGAGCAUUGCGGCGGUCGUUCAAUCUACGAGGCGGAAACUUAUCAAAUACUGUCGUUUCGGCUCCAUCGAAACUAUGAUUGAUGUCAUCGUCAAUCGCUUCUGGGACAAGGUUAUUUCCAGAAUGUGGGAAGCCGCCAUGUCAACGUCCAGAGAUAAAUGGCUCGAUGAGGGUUUGGGAAUGAUCACAUUUUGUGGGAAAAAGAAGAUUGGCGGGAGUCUGACAAAACCCUACAUUGCAUGGCUUACCCCAGGGAUUGAUGCCCAGUUGUUCGAUGAUCUCUUGAACAGAUGGCACGAGCGCGAACUUUCUGAGUGGCAAACUCCAGAGCCAGAUUUGCGACAAGAGUUCUGCGUGAACUUGACGGAACCACAAACCGUAUCACUCGUAACCGCGAAAGGCAGUUCUAUCAGAAAACUCGAGCAGCUUACCGAGACAGACCUUGAUAGCUUUGGGUGGAUCAGAAGUCGAAACGGGCACAAAUUAUGGCGUUGUGAGCCUACUACUGACGGAUGUGACAUUUUAAAGGUGAACGUCGAUGGUGAGGUCUUAGGGAUGUUCUGCAUGCCGCGCCAUAGCGACAAAUGGGUUGUAGUUGAGGAUAGAGAGAAGACUCUCUCCAAAAGGCCCCUUGAAGAGGAGGAAGAAUAUGCAUUGGGACUCAUAGAUUAG
Molecule: messenger RNA, 1644 nt
Organism: Pestalotiopsis fici W106-1
Lineage: Eukaryota; Fungi; Ascomycota; Sordariomycetes; Amphisphaeriales; Sporocadaceae
Exons: 1
Coding region: 1-1644 (547 amino acids)
Source: RefSeq, a predicted model, not a curated record